CUUCGAGUGAUUUUGAGGGCGGGUUGUUUUCACUGCCCUGUGCUUACCUCGCUAAGAAGUAUGAUUGGUUUGCUACGGAAGCAUUUCGUCUUCGUCACCAACGACACGCUAGGAUCAAUUCCGGUGAUCGUGCAGGAACAGGGUCUGCCAGCGCCUGAAGUGGACUUCUGGGAUUAUGAAGAAUAAAGCCUCCGGUACAGCACAACUUGUUAGUUGAGCAAUGUGCUCAAGGGCUCGACCCAAGCUGCAUCAAGUACUCUAUGAUCAUGACUGAUCAGACUUGGUCUACCACGUCGUACAUAGCCACGGCCAUUGUUGCGUUGGUUGUCCUAGCUGUCUACAGGAUCUCACAGAUUGGCAAGAGGGAUCCCCGCUUACCCCCUGGACCUCCCACCGUCCCUGUCCUGGGAAAUGCACACCUAAUCCCAACAACUGGUCUUGCCAAAAAAUUCCAAGAAUGGGCAAGGGAAUAUGGACCAAUCUUCUCCCUGAAGGUCGGCCCAGGCACCAUCAUCAUUAUCUCCGACCGCAGAGCCGUUAAUACACUCUUCGACAAACGUGGUGCCGUGUAUGCUGACCGCCCACGCGCCGACGUUGCGAUGUGGGUGACAAACGAGAACCAUUUUUCUUUCGAACAGAACAGUAAGGGCUGGAAAGAGAAGCGCGCAAUAGCAACCCGCUUCUUCAGUCCUAAGCUGCUUGACGAGCAUCAUUUCAAAGUCCAAGAAGCAGAGGCCACCUGUCUCAUGUACAACGUGUACAGGCAUUCCGACAAGCUCCCGGAAUACGCCAAGCUAUACACUGUUUCUGUGUUGUGCAGCCUCCUCUAUGGGCAACGCGCUCCUGACUUGGACUCUUUCUGGUAUAAGGAGUUCUACGAGCACAUGGAAGGGUGGACUGCCGUGCUGGAACCUGGCGCAAACCCGCCAGUGGAACAAUUCCCCUGGCUAUGGUACCUGCCAGGCCAAUGGAAGAAACGAGCCGCGGACGUCAAAAAGACACGCCACGACCUCUGGACCCAUGCUAGAAAGAUUGUCGACAAGCGUCGUGCUACGGGUGACAAGCGAGACUGCCUCCUAGACGCCAAACUUGAUGAGUAUGCACAAAAAGGCUGGCCUUUCGACGAGUGGGUUGUGAACUACCUCUUUGGGGAGAUGGUGGAGGGUGGCGCUGACACAACGGCGAACCAUCUCCUCACCCUUAUCCUUGCUCUCGCUGCACACCCUCAUGUGCAGGAACGAGCCUAUAGAGAGCUCGAGGCGGUUUGCGGAGCGGACAGAGCUCCCGUUUGGUCGGACUUCGACAAAUGCCCCUACAUUAACUGCAUCGUCAAAGAGGGUAUGCGGUGGCGACCGACUGCUCGAUCUGGUUUGCCUCAUCUCGCAGUUCAAGACGAUGUGUACGACAACUACCUCAUCCCUAAGGGUAGCACUGUCUUCAUGUCAGUGUGGACCAUGCAUCAAAACGAUACGAUCUUCCAAGACGCGGAGAAGUUCAACCCUGACCGUUAUCUCAACCACCCGAGACUUGCAAACGAAUAUGCAACUUCCUCCGAUUAUGAGAACAGAGACCAUUACGGCUACGGAUCAGGUCGACGCAUGUGUCCCGGUAUACACUUGGCGGAGCGGAACAUGUGGCGCAUAGCGGCCAAGUUGAUAUGGGCUUUCAAGAUGUACGAGGAUCCAAGCGCGCCUCUCGAUGUAGAUGGCUACACCUCCUCGAUCCUGGUCAGCCCACUUCCCUUCAAGGUUAAAGUCGAGCCUCGCAGUCAGAAGCACAUGGAGACUGUGCAGAGAGAGCUGGUUCAAGCAUUGGAAUUCUUGAAGCAGUACGAAUGA
Exophiala viscosa is the source of this 1838-nucleotide messenger RNA. RefSeq names its product putative cytochrome P450 oxidoreductase. The transcript has 7 exons. NCBI's taxonomy places the organism in Eukaryota, Fungi, Ascomycota, Eurotiomycetes, Chaetothyriales, Herpotrichiellaceae. Gene Ontology annotation, molecular function: monooxygenase activity; oxidoreductase activity, acting on paired donors, with incorporation or reduction of molecular oxygen; heme binding. The record is from RefSeq and is a predicted model, not a curated record. Bases 261 to 1838 code for a protein of 525 amino acids.